Molecule: messenger RNA, 1441 nt
Organism: Parastagonospora nodorum SN15
Lineage: Eukaryota; Fungi; Ascomycota; Dothideomycetes; Pleosporales; Phaeosphaeriaceae
Exons: 4
Coding region: 1-1440 (479 amino acids)
Molecular function (GO): FAD binding
Source: RefSeq, a predicted model, not a curated record
AUGACGGCUGUUCGCUUUCCUACCUGUUGGGACGGUAAGAACCUUGACUCACCCGAUCACAUGGCGCACAUGUCAUACCCUGAGUUUGGUAGCUUCGAAUCCGGCGGUCCAUGUCCAGCAUCACAUCCUGUGCGCAUGGGUCAGCUGUUCUACGAAGUCAUUUGGGACACAACCCAAUUCAAUAACAAAGAUGAUUGGCCGAGCGAUGGGUCUCAGCCUUUUGUGUGGAGUUUUGGUGACGGCACUGGUUACGCAAACCACGGUGACUACCUGUUCGGAUGGAAAGACGACGCCCUGCAACGCGCGCUUGAUAACCCGUGCUAUAUUGAUUGCCCAACAUUGAAGACACAGGACGCGGCUGCAAUGAACAAAUGCACAGUUGACCGUGUCGUGAAGGAGGAAAUCGAUGCCUGUAACUACGCUGCCUCGAACUACAAACAUCCCAACAGCGUCUUCACACACGUGGACGCGCGUGGUAUCGUCUUUGCGGUCCAGAAGUUCACUCAUACCGAGACGAAAUUUGCGGUUCGCGGUGGUGGUCAUAUGCCGAUUGCUGGUAGCAGCAAAAUUGAUGCGACCGGUGUUCUACUUUCAACGACGGACUUCAACGGCUUGCAGCUGAAUGGCAACAAAGACGUCGUCUCAGUUGGUGCAGGGCUGAGGUGGGCACAAGUGUACAAUUUCUUGGCAAAGGAAGGCUUGGCCGCGGUUGGUGGGCGUGUGGGAGAGAUCGGAGUGUCCGGUCUGCUUCUGGGUGGUGGCCUCUCCAUCUACUCGAGUCGAUAUGGCUUCGCUUCCGACAACGUGCUGAAGUACGAGGUGAUUGAUGGUUCGAUCGUUGAAGCGACCGCAAACGACUCGCAUUCGGACCUCUUCUGGGUACCGAAAGCUGGCGGCAACUCUUUCUGUAUCGUGACCCGCUUUGACCUCGCCACCCUAAAGUCGCCGAAAGUGUUCAUUGAAUCGUCAGAGUACUCGAGCGACCAAGCACCGAAGUUCAUUGAUGCUGUCUACAACUUUGCCCAGUAUGGUGCUACAAUUGCGAAAGCAGCGCUGACACCCGUCGUCACCAUUGAUGCUCACAUGAAGGAAGUAAGGUGCCUCGCCACAAAGUUCUACGACUCCGACAUCGACAUUUCCUACGUCUGGAGUAACUUCACCAAGCCUAUCAUAAAACCUGUAAAGCACGACUACAAGUUACAGCCGCUGAACGAAGUCCUCAAAAGCUACCAAGGUUGGGUCCCAGGGACCCUUCGCCGCAGGUGGCAAGUCAUCUCGAGCUUGGCUACCCGAGAUGCAAUCGACCUCAUUCAUGGUACCCUCAUUUCGGAAACGAAUAGGAGGCUCGCAGACCGGGCUAACGCUACCACUGGUGUAUCGUUCCAGCCUCUCACCAAGGAGUUCAUCCGCCAAGGCAUUCUGAAGGGCGGAAACCCAUAAG